Messenger RNA from Penicillium bovifimosum, 2142 nucleotides. Its product is annotated as acylamino-acid-releasing enzyme. Bases 1 to 2142 code for a protein of 713 amino acids. The transcript is spliced from 6 exons. Lineage: Eukaryota; Fungi; Ascomycota; Eurotiomycetes; Eurotiales; Aspergillaceae. Gene Ontology annotation, molecular function: hydroxymethylglutaryl-CoA synthase activity; serine-type peptidase activity. Gene Ontology annotation, biological process: ergosterol biosynthetic process; acetyl-CoA metabolic process; proteolysis. The record is from RefSeq and is a predicted model, not a curated record.
AUGGCCAUACAUAGUACUCUGACCCCCGAGGCCCUACUGGAAGCGCCAAUAUACAGUCACCCUAUCCCAAAUGCGUCUGGGAAUCUCGCGGUUUACACACAGCGAAAAUAUUCUUUUCGCUCGCACAGCGAGAUUAGAGAGAUUCGCGUAUGGGAUAUGAACUCACCGCGAUCCUGGGCUGUCACCGAUAACCCUCGUGCAAAUUAUCCCGGAUGGCUCGGCCACAGCGAACAGCUCAUCUGGCUGGAAGCCAUGGAUAAUGGGAACACUCGUUUUGUUGUUAGGGAUAGUCGUCUUCGAAGUGCCCACUACGUUGUGGGAACUGUUCCUGGCCCAGUCAAGAACCUCAAAGUGACAUCUGUUGCAUUUAGUGAGGACUGUGACGAUGAUCUGUCUUUCGCAGUUGUUGGCCAAGCCAAUACAGAUGGGACACUUUUCAAUCCUGAUGAUAACAUUAGUACACAUACUCCCCACCAUCCACAAACUACACUCCCUGGGCGGGGUGCUCAUCGCCCCAAGAGCGUCAUUUGGUUCGGAGGACUGGUGCGCCCAUCACAGGCUACGGAGGGUCAAUAUACGAUGACACCUAUGACGAACUUAAUGGAAUACUUCAAGUUCGGGGAGCUCGAAUCAGAUGGAUCGUUCGACGACGAUUCUCUGGACUUUUUCAAAGAUACUUGGCAUAUUUUGUUUGUCGCCAAAGACCCCGAGUCCGAUCAAUCCACACAUACAGCCUCAUCAUGCUACCUGUGUCCCAUGAUGGCUUGGACUGGAUUCCCUCCACCAGAUGAAUGCUACCAUGCUUGGCGAUUCCGUGGGUUGGGAGGUACCAUCUCCUCUCCCACUGUAAAUGCGGGCGGAACGGUGGCUCUCUUGUGCAAGAAGGAGGAUGGAUAUGCCGCUGACAAGAAUCGAAUUGUUGAGCAAGAGGGACGUCAAGUUCUCUACCAGCUCAACUUGGCGUCUUGGCCGAACCCGCCGACUCCAGCCGACUUGGAGUUAUUUGACGGUCUCAUGCGGUUUGGUUCGGUCAUGGAUGUGACACCCCUACCUGAAAAAUCAAAACGGGUUCUAGUGUCCUGCGACAGCUCUGAUAGCAGCAGACGCGUCAUCAUCCAAGAUUUACCGGCCCAAGUUUCUGGCACGUCGCCACCAUCACCCAUCAGAGGCGAGAGUUUUGGCCUUUCAGAAAGACAAGUUGAUCAAAUAUGGUUUCCGGGUGACGAACAGCGCCAGAUCCAUGCAUGGGUGGUGAAGCCAUCGUACUUUAAGCCGAAGCAGAUAUAUCCCCUGCUCUAUGUUAUCCAUGGUGGUCCGCAAGAUAGCUGGAGGCAAGGCUGGGAUAUGCGCUGUCAUCUCGCGCUUUUCGCCGAGCACGGGGGCUUUGAAUAUAUCCGCGAGACCCUCGAAUAUGUCGACACCGAGCGUGCCGUGGCACUCGGUCUCGGAUACGGAGGCUACAUGAUCAAUUGGAUACAAGGCAACGGCCUGGGGUGCAGGUUCAAAGCAUUGAUCGCCGAUAAUGGCACCUUCAACCUGCUCUCUCAUCUAUCUAACAGCACCCAGCAUUCGAUUUUGCAUGGGCUGGGUGGACCACCUUGGCUGAAUCCAGAGGCGUGGAGAAAAUGGGACCCUGCACAGCACGCCGGCAACUGGAAGACGCCACUUUUACUCAUUCACGGGGAACUGAAUCGUCAGAGUCCUGUCUCUGACACGCUGGCUGCAUUUAACACUCUAAAGUUGCAAUCAGCGGAGACUGCUCUGCUCAUAUUUCCAGAUGAGGGUUCUCGGAUCCGGAGCACCGAGAAUUUGCUAUUAUGGUAUCGCACUGUGCUUGAAUGGUUGGAGCAUGAGCAACCGCAGAACAAGCGCAUCGGCAUGUUCAGCUAUGGCAGUGGUCUGGCUAGCACUCUAUUUAGUUUCCGUGUCAAGGGUGAUACUUCGCGGAUCGCGGAGCAGGUGCGAUUGAAUGAGCGCUUGGAAAGUCGCACGCCGGUCUCGCCGGAGUUCUACAACGAGAUGUGCGACCUCCGGGAGAAAGCCUAUCAGCAGAAGAACUAUACCCCUGUGGGAAGCGUCGACACCCUAACUCCCGGUAUAUACUACCUUGUCCACGUUGACGAUUCGCCCAGUUCAAUUUGA